Messenger RNA from Dreissena polymorpha, 2906 nucleotides. RefSeq lists its product as uncharacterized. The record is from RefSeq and is a predicted model, not a curated record. The transcript is spliced from 6 exons. The coding region runs from base 691 to 1131 and encodes 146 amino acids. NCBI's taxonomy places the organism in Eukaryota, Metazoa, Mollusca, Bivalvia, Myida, Dreissenidae.
CGUGACGUCAACGUCACCCGUCACGUCAUCACUUGAUCAAUAUGGCCGCGACGGAGAUUUUAGAAGAGCUCGCCAAUAGAAUAAUGGAUUUAGAUUACAUUAUAGAGGAGAAUCAUGACAAGAAUGUAUCAGUAACCACUGAAGACACAUACGCCUUCGUAGAAGUAAAAAGAAUUAAAAUACCAAAAAGAAGACGGGACAGUGACGUGAAACGUUUUAAGGACUGGCUAGGCCGUGAAGACCAAGAACAAAACUUUGAAGAGAUGCCACCAAAGGAGCUUGACAUGAAUAUAGCUCGAUACUACAUGAGUGUAAAGCAUAACACGACCAAUAAGGAUCUUGAAUCAUGGACUCUGAAAGGAAUGCAUUGCAGUAUUAAGAGAUAUCUCAGUGAUAAGGACUUCCCCCAUGAUAUCAUGACAGAUAAACUGUUCAAUAUGUCCAGGGAGAUGCUUAGAGACAAAGGUGUCGACCUGAAGGAGAAGGGCCUCGGUAAUCGGGCGAAGAGGGCUGAUCCUUUCACUAGGGAUGAGAUACAGAUGAUCUACCAGAAACAACUUCUUGGAUCAGAUUCUGAACAAUCGCUUAUCAAUGUUAUUUGGCUCAAUACUACCAUGCAUUUCGGGUAGAGGGGACGCCAAGAACAUAUAAAUAUGUUGUUGGGUGAUUUGGACAUGGGCAACUUGAAAGAUGGAACUAGAUACGUGUCCUACACGGAGAGAGCAACAAAGACUAGGAAAGGCAUCAACACAGAUCCCAGGAUGUUCAAACCAAAAAUGUUUGAAAAACCAGAACACCUACAUCGGCGGAUGGAGCUACAACGACAAUCAUACUGAUUGCGAAUACGACCAUUAUGAUGGCCCGGAGGACGUUGAUAAAUACGCGAUAAUGUCGAAAAAGUGCUUCAACAUGAUGCACAAGGCAUUCCAGAGGUGUUGCCUCAUUUUGACAUCGAAGGUCGAACAAGGUGUUGUACCAUUGUUGAAGACACACUGCGAUUUUGUGGUUGCUCCAACUUUUCCAGCCCGUUGUAUUGGAUUCGGGCUUGUAGUUUUUUUUCACAAGAGGUUUUCCGUCCUUAUCGGUUAUGAAGUUCCAUACAGGACACAACAACAUGAGCACUUAUUGUAGGGUUGAAUGGAAGUAUUUAAAAAAAAUAUUUUCUAUAUAUGGUGGCCAUCUUAAAUAUUUCGGCCAUUUUCAUAAAAACAAGAGAUGUGCUCGUCAGAAACACAAUGCCCCCAACUGCGCCGCUUUGAAGCCAUAUAUUUGACCUUGAAGGAUGACCUUGACCUUUCACCACUCAAAAUAUGCAGCUCCAUGAGAUACACAUGCAUGCCAAAUAUCAAGUUGCUAUCUUCAAUAUUGCAAAAGUUGACCUUUGACCUUGAAGAAUGACCUUGACCUUUCACUUCUCAAAAUGUGCAGCUCCAUGAGGUACACAUGCAUGCAAAAUAUCAAGUUGCUUUCUUCAUUAUUGCAAAAGUUAUGGGCAAUGUUAAAGUUUUCGGACGGACGGACAAAAUGACUGACUGACGGACAGUUCAACAGCUAUAUGCCACCCUACCAGGUACAUAAAAACGGGUUCCUUUCAUUUUUAAGAUAUUUACACCUAUAUCUCACUUUCUGCCAAAUUUCAUGCUUUUUCAACAAAUGGCACGAUUAUAACACCAUAUGGCUUGACUAUUAAGAAGGAGCAAAGGUUAAUUACAAUUCUGAGCUAUUCAUAUAAAUGGUUAAUUCUGUUCACAACCGAUAAUUUGAGUUCAAUGACUAGUCAAUAUGCAAUGUGCUUGUUAUGCUGAAAAUUGAUUUUUCUCAUAACUGACAAAUAUAAGGCGUCUGAAUGAAACUUAAAGAGGGGUUAUUAAAUUCAUUAAAUUAGCAAUGUGUGAAUUUAAUUUGUAUUUUAGUUCGAGGUACAGUAAUGCCGGAUAUUACUCAGAUUGCUGCCGUGCAUUUGAAGACAGGUUUUAAGUUGUCGACGUAUGUGAACUUAACGGAAGACAACAAGUGCCAAUUUCUUCCGAAACUCAGAAAGUGACUGGCAUCUCUGUUGAUGAUCAUGGCAACAUGCGUGUAAAUGGUGGAAGUGUUGAUAGUGUCUCAAGUAAAACUUCUCUAAUUGAUUGUAUGCAGUGGCUUGCAAAGUUUCCUGGAGCCAUUUUUGUUGUUUAUAAUGGGCGUAGGUUUGAUUUUCCGGUUUUGGUUAGUGCAUUGCUGAACACAACACUGUUUUGAAACGUUUUUUAAUUGUGUAAGCAGUUUAGUUGACUCUUUGCCGGUUUUCAAAAAUUGUAUCCUGGACAGUCACACAAACAGGAAGAUCUAGCGAACGUGUUCUCCAGCAACGCCCACGAUGUCCUUGAUGAUGUUGAAGCACUGGGAUCUUUGUUUAAAACAUGUAAAACUACUGACAAUAUGGUCCACAUCUUUACUGUGACUGCAAUCCAUAAUUCAGUUCGUUUAAGUCAUGAAAAGGCAAAGAACAUUUAAUUGUUAGACGUGCUGUUGCAUAGACCAACUCUAAAGCGACAAACAGCUGAAAAUAUUGCAGGAUCUAAACUGGCCUUGUGUCAUUUGAAAGCCAAAUUUUCAUGUUCCGGAGAGGAUGGCCUUAGGGAUACAUUGCAAAAAACAAUGAGGGACUACCGAAAGUCACAAACCCCACAAAAUAUUUUAUCUGAGGUGGUCUCUAAAAUUGGUCAGUUUUUCAGUGACGAAAGGUUACGGAACGAAAAAAUAUGACUUUCAAAUGACACACGGCCAGUCAAAAUUACGCAAUGGCUUUAUACUGAUGUUACAUUAUGAACAUCUAGUUGGCACUGGCUGUUUUUAUUAAAAUAUAUGUUGUAUAUGAUUGUGCUACAUGUAAGUAACAUUAUAAAUUAAACAACUUAAUGCUA